Messenger RNA from Stereum hirsutum FP-91666 SS1, 2477 nucleotides. RefSeq lists its product as uncharacterized. Bases 103 to 1923 code for a protein of 606 amino acids. NCBI's taxonomy places the organism in Eukaryota, Fungi, Basidiomycota, Agaricomycetes, Russulales, Stereaceae. Gene Ontology annotation, biological process: phosphorelay signal transduction system. The transcript is spliced from 4 exons. The record is from RefSeq and is a predicted model, not a curated record.
GGCAAAGUAAAAGACGAGAACGCCAACCAAUCCAACGACAACGCCAGCGGAGGCCUCGGCGCGGACCCGAACCCGUUCCUAGCGACCCAAGACGCCCAGCGGAUGAUGGGCGGUUCAUACCCCGAGACGGACGUCGCUCGGGCUUCGUUGUAUCAGAUGAAUGAGAUAUCGAGGCGGGCGGGCGAGGCGGGGAUGACGUUUGGGAAUGGGGGUGCGAGUGGGUCGGGGAAUGCUUCGAGGGAGGGAGGAGGAGGUGGGGAUGCGGAGGAUGGGGGUGGUGGUGGUGGUGGAGAAGGAGGAGGAGCGGAUGGAGCGGGAGAAGGGGAGAAGGAGGGGAAGGCGGAGGGGGGAUCGGGCGCAAGUGGUGAAGGGUCAUCACAAUCGCAGUCGCAGUCGCAGAUGAGGCAGCAGAAUGGGGUGUCGAGGAUUAUGGCGGCUGGGUUGGGACUGAUGGCACCGCCGGAUGGGGGAGAGAGUGGAGAACCGAUGAGUAGAGCGGACGCGUUGGCGGCUAUCGAGGAGUUACAGAGGAAUAGACCGCAGAGUCGGAUCGGGGCUGGUGUGGGCGGUGGCGGUACGGAGUCGACGAGCGAAGGCGGGUCGUCGUCUUCGGCACAGCAACAACAACAACAACAACAGCGACAACAACAAACGACGGCGCAAGUCUCGGGUUCCGAUCCGUUCAUCAUGCCUCCUUCGCCAACGCCAGGCGAACCCGGCUCGUCCGCAUCAGCAGAACAACAAGCCCAAGACGCGAUGCAAGGGUUCGGAUCGGCCUCGUCCAUCGCGCACGAAGGACUCCAGGUGUUCACGCUAGGACAUCUCAUGCCCCGGAGCGGAGUGGAUGACGCGAAUGGGAACUGGACGUUCGAUGCGAGCUCGUUGGACGGGCUUUUGCCGCUUCCGCUGGGCGAUAUGACUGCCGGCGGGACUGGUGGACCCCAGGAAGGUGUCCCCGUUCCCGAAGGCGGCGACGGGUACUCCAACUCGCUGAAUGGGGCCGGGGCGGGUCCUUCGUCGGGCUAUGCGGACGGUGGUGCGGGUGGCGAAGGAGGGAUGAGGCCGCCAUCGGCGCAGAAGUUGAGGGUGAGAAGGACGGCGUUCGUGCCUGGGUGGAGCGUGCCGCCGAGGGUGUUGUUGGUGGAGGACGACGCGGUGAGCAGGAAGCUGAGUAGCAAGUUUUUGCAGGUGUUUGGGUGUACGAUCGAUGUGGCGGUGGAUGGGAUGGCGGCGGUGAAUAAGAUGAAUUUGGAGAAGUAUGAUUUGGUGUUGAUGGAUAUCGUGAUGCCGAAGUUGGACGGUGUGUCGGCGACGAGUUUAAUCAGGCAGUUUGACCAUAUGACGCCGAUCAUCUCGAUGACGAGUAACAUGAAGCCGAACGAGGUUAUGACUUACUACCAUUCCGGUAUGAACGAUAUACUUCCGAAACCGUUCACGAAGGAAGGCCUAUUGGGCAUGCUCGAGAAACAUCUCAUGCACCUCAAAGUCAUCCAACAGCUCGCCCGGCCCCGCGUCCCCCGCUCCGUCGGAAUCCCACCCCUCUCCGAUCCCUCCUUCGAACAAGCCAUGGCCUCCGCCGUCCAGCCGAUCGCGAACAAUGGCGGGAUGCCCUCCUCUUCGAACAACGGCGACGACGACGACGGGAAGAUCAACAUCUUCGCGGGCAUGGGGCUCUCGGACGACCAGUACAACAUGAUCUUGCAGUCGUAUGUGGGAGGCGACGUGGGGCUAAUGGGACAGAUGGGGAUGCCGCCGCAGAUGGGGAAUUUGAUGAGCUCGAUGGCGAUGAUGGGCAUGAUGACCGGGGGUAUGAGUCCUGGAGGGGGUGCGAGUGGGGGUGCAGGGGGGUCGGAGAAGAGGGGGUUGGAUGAGGCGGAGGAUGAGAGGGAGGGGAAGAGGGGGAGGUUCGAGGUGCUGGAGUGAAUGAACGAACGGUGUUUUGCUAACAUGGCGUGGUUCUUGCUUCUUUCUUUCUCGAUUUCUUUCUUGAAUGUAAUCUUUAUUUGUCUCGGUCGACUCACCCGAUUCCCCUGCCCUCAUUCCCGCUUCACAUUCCCCCUCAUCCUCCCACUCCUCAAUAUAAUGCUACUUCCUAUCUUUUCUCCCUUCCUUCCUUGUCACUUUCUAGCGUUCGCGUUCGCUGUGCCUCGCAACCCAACCAAACAACCUACACCCCGGUUCUUCUUCCGCCACGCCACUGAUCCGAUCUCACACAAGUUCGAUGUACUUUGUUCUCUACGCUAUCGCUCCCCUUCCACUCUCCUGUGUAUAUGACCCCAUGCCCAUUGUUCGUUCGUAUCCAAUAUUCUGUCAUGCCAUACUGCGUGCCUUUCUUCGCUGAUAUUCUUUGUUCGAUUGGCCCCCCUCUCGAUAUCAUCUACUUACCCAUCCAUCCUGCCCAAUCACAGUCAUAGUCACACCACCACGCCCCCAUCUCAUCUGUCCACAUAACAGUACCCACUUCCCCCUUGACACCC